AAGUAACAUCUGCUUGACUUUGGCAACCACUUUGGAAACUGUAAAAAAUCGUGGAGAAACUUUAUUUGGCGCGCUUAAUUCCCAAUGACACAGAAUUGCUUACUGUAUUUAUUUUUAGAGUAUUCCUUCACAGUGAUUUGAGCCCUUUCUCCUCCCAGAUUUUCACGUUUUAUGUUAUCGACAGCCUGAGCUUCGUCUUCCGCACUUUCUGAGAAUUAUAGGUGGGUGAUGUUUACGUCGUUGUCAAGUUGCAAAAAUAACAUCAUGACACAAUCAAAACUGAAAGUAGCCGCCGUUAAAAGGGAAAAAACCCGGGAAAGUACCUAAUUUAGGGGAUUCCCGGAAAUCGAAUCUACUCGCUUGUGAUUGGCCAAAAAGCAAAGGCGCCAUUCAAGAUUAUUGACAUCAGUCAUGUGAGGAAAAGUGACGUUUCCAGGGUCAAGUCUAGCCAAUCAGAAGCGUAGAAUUAGCGCGGGUUUCUCAGAAAACAGGGGUUUUCACCGAAAAAAACAAUUGAGGGCAGUGGUGUUUGGACCUUGUUUAUGAUAUUUCUGUGCAUGUAAUUCCGAGAAUGAACAGUCUGGGUGCAUAAAACGAAGCCAUACAACACGAUCGAAGUAUUCAGCGUUUGAGUUCCAAGGCGAGAAAAGGUUUUGCAAGCAUGUCCACAAACAUUUUGUUAGGCAAUCCGUUUCGCCCGAAAUGUCACCCGCAUGGUGAGCUUUCAGUGUCAAUGCUAAAAACAUGGCUGUCUUCCUAUGGCCAUCCAUCAACUACAGCUGGACCAAUCAUAGCAUCAACAAUCACAAUUGAAGCCAUUCAAGACCUGCUGCAUGCAAAUGGUUUCCCCAUUGAUGCUCCCGGCUAUGUAGACCUGUGUCCUGGACCAUUUGAAGAUACUCAAUUUGAUGCUGUUAUAGAUGUUGAGACAUCUGACGAUUGCAUGGAUGAUGAAGAACUCAAGUUCACAGACCUGGAUGCUUGUUCAGAAUAUGGUUAUGGUGGUUCAGACUUCUCAGAAGAUGAGAUCAACCUUUUCCAAGAUCUGCCACUGACUCCUGAUUCGCCAUUGUUAGAUGAUGCUGCCGACAUAGAUUUUGGAUUUGACUCAGGAAUUGAAGCUGAGAUGGAUGAACCUCAUGAUGGGACUGAAGGAAAGGAUGAAAAGAAAGAGAAAAGCAAGAGUUGUGAGGAGAAGAAAUCAGAAGAAUCAAACCAGGAAAGUCAGCACAGUGAGCAACAAAGUACACCAGUUUCAAACCCAGCUAAAAAAGACACCAAAGCAGAAGAUGAGGAGAAGAGAGAGACAGAAGAAAACAAUGAAAAGGAUGAAAAAAAUGAAGAUGAAGAAGACGAUGAUCUACCGCACUUUCACUGUCACUACCUAUGGGAGUUUCUUCACCAUAUUCUGUUAGAAAAACACAACAAGUACAUUGUGUGGAAAAACCAGUCCAAAGGAGUGUUUCGCCUCAUUGACCACAAUGGCUUGGCACGCCUGUGGGGUAGACAGAAAAACAGGAAAAACAUGACUUACGAGAAAUUGAGCCGUGCACUCAGAUACUACUACAGCAAAAACAUCCUGAAAAAGGUCCCAGGACAGAGAUUGACAUACAAGUUUGUUCGCAAUCUCAAUGGAAAGAAGUAUCCAUUGUGAACUGCAAGAAUUUUGGCUCCAUCAUGUCAAUUUUAACUCCUAGCUGUCUUCAAAAAUGGUGAAGGAAUGAUAUGGUGAAUAAUUUGACGUUCUGUUUUCAGAACAGGCCAUGCCUGAUAACAGGGCAUUAAGAAGUCAUAUAAGCCAUAUAAGUCAUGACUAUAAUCAGACUGCUGGAAUCAAUUUGUAGACAGGGUGAUAGAUAUUACAGAAUGGUAACGAUAAUGAUUAACUUGUAAGAACAGUAGUGUGUCUGACAGUUAGUCUGUACAUUUGGUAAGCAAACCUCCUAGAACUGACUUGGUAACUUAACCAUUUUUUACAUUUUACAGUCAGUUAUUUGAUAUCUGACUCAUACAGAGAAAAAUAUACUUCAUCACCCUAAUACUCCUGAUGGGGUUUCCUCCCAAGAGACCAACUGCAUUAUGCCAUGGCCCUAGGAGACUGCACCAUAGCGAAGUGAUGUAGACAACAUCCAAGUUUCAUUUGAUGGUGCAGGAAAAAUGUUGUCCAUGUUUUAUCCAGUUGCGUCACAAAACUUGUGUCCACAAGAAAAAAAUGACGUUGAUCAUUUCUGUGUGAGAAAUGUAGAACUAGGUGAAGUAGUACAUGCGUGAGUGGUCUUACAUUGUACAUGUAUCCACAAGGUUGUAAAUAUGUAAAAAUUCAAUAAAACAAUAAUUGUGUCAUUUCAGUCACU
This is a messenger RNA of Orbicella faveolata, 2354 nucleotides long. RefSeq lists its product as uncharacterized. Gene Ontology annotation, cellular component: nucleus. Lineage: Eukaryota; Metazoa; Cnidaria; Anthozoa; Scleractinia; Merulinidae. The record is from RefSeq and is a predicted model, not a curated record. Gene Ontology annotation, biological process: cell differentiation; regulation of transcription by RNA polymerase II. Gene Ontology annotation, molecular function: sequence-specific DNA binding; DNA-binding transcription factor activity, RNA polymerase II-specific.